AUGGAGGCAUUGAACUGUAUUGCCUUCUCUAUUCUUUUGCUCUCUUCAGCUUGCCAGAACGCAUUUUCAAAAGAGAUGGAAGUAGGAUCUACCAAUUUUUCAUGUUCUCAUCCUGAAUUCUGCUCUGAAGCAACCACCUGUUGCCAGAAUGGUAUGGAUGGGUACGGUUGGAUUGCUGCAGCGGUUGGCUGGAGUCUCUGGUUUCUCACCCUUAUCAUCUUCUGCAUUGAUAAAAUGACCAAGCUCAGGCCUGACGAAUCCAAAUAUUAG
Messenger RNA from Notechis scutatus (mainland tiger snake), 270 nucleotides. It is a transcript of the gene TMEM213, whose product is annotated as transmembrane protein 213. NCBI's taxonomy places the organism in Eukaryota, Metazoa, Chordata, Lepidosauria, Squamata, Elapidae. The record is from RefSeq and is a predicted model, not a curated record.